AAAGAAAUCAAAGCAACCCAAAAUCAAAAAAGAGGAACGAGAUGGAAACCCAUCCAAGCCCUGCAAGGAGAACCAGAAAGAGACCUCCACUUCUAUUGGAAAAACUUAAACCUGAAAAUAAAAACUUAA
Molecule: messenger RNA, 129 nt
Organism: Dentiscutata erythropus
Lineage: Eukaryota; Fungi; Glomeromycota; Glomeromycetes; Diversisporales; Gigasporaceae
Source: the annotation of a GenBank genome assembly